UUUUCAGUUUUCAACUUCAACGAUAAUACUCAGUACUUUACUGUUUACCAUCGAGUUAUCUCAAUAUUUAGAUAAGGAUUCGACAAGCUUCUUUGAUAACGUAACAUUACGUCACAGUGCUGUUACAGGUCGGGCUGUGAGUAGAGUGCAAUAAACUCCAACAAACCCAGUAAUCGAACAAUUUGGAUGUGUGGAAAAUUAUUUUAAUCAAGGAUGAAGGACGACAUAAUCUACCUAGUGUUACUGGGUUUGUGCAUUGGAUUUGGCAAUUUUUACCGAAAAAUUCAGGAUCCGGAGCAGAAAAAAUGGAUUGGUACCGCAGCCGGUUUGCUGGUUAUACUUUCGACAUCUGGAUUCCAUACGUUGCAUAUGCUGUUCUGUUAUCUGGUGUGCGGUCUUAUCAUAAUCUUCUGUAAUCGAAAAUCAUGCCACAUGCUGAGCUUCGCAUUCAUGUUCGGGUAUCUGUUCCUAUUCCGCUCGGUAGCCUAUCUGUGCUGCGAAGCACCACCAGGACACAGCAAUAUGAUUCAGAUGGUUCUUACAUUGAAAUUGGUCGGUUUAGCUUUUGAAGUGAAUACAGCCUAUUUAAAAUCGAAGGAAAUUGACCGGACAAAAAAGGAUGACUCCCAAGACUCAUUAGUAGAAGUUCUAAGCGACAAUGAGAAGGCUCUCUUGAAACUGGAUAUGUUGGAUAUUCUGCACUAUUCCUUUAACUACGUCGGAGUGCUGACAGGUCCCUAUUUUACCUACAAAACUUUCCGCGAUGCUAUAUAUCUACCAUUUAGCACCAAAGCGGACUGUUAUGGAGCCACCGUUGAAAAACUUAAGGUCAUUCCACUCUAUGCCGGCUUAUUUUUGUUAAUCUCGUACAUUUGGCCACUGGAUUAUGCGACAUCCAGCGAGUUCUACGAGGAACGUUCGUUUAUCUACCGACUGAUGUAUGUCUGGCCCACUUUCUUCAUUUUCCGUAUGCGGAUUUACACAGGUAUCCUACUGAGUGAAUGUGUUUGUACGAUGGCUGGUUUAGGCGCCUACCCGAAAGGCUGUGAAAAUAAAUGCGGCCAUGGCCCGAGUAAGGACUUUUCGAGUUUGAUAAGCAACCCCCCGGAGGAUAACGAUUAUGAUUUCGAAACGGUACGCAACAUCGACGUGAUAAAUACGGAAAAAUGUUGGACUUUCCGAGAAGCAAUGAAAUACUGGAACAUGUGCGUCCAGUACUGGAUGGCGAUGUACGUGUAUAAGCGUUUUCCAAGCAAAAAGUACCGCACACUAGCAACAAUGGCCGUUUCCGCAAUCUGGCACGGAGUUUAUGCUGGGUACUAUUUCUGUAUUUGUGCGGCUCCGUUUUAUUUACCCGUUGAGGAUAUAUACGUAAAGUUGUUCAUAAAGGGAGCCACUGGAACGAAACUUAAAAUAUUGAACGUUAUUUGUUGGAUCUCGAAAUUUUUCGCUUUCUCCUAUAUGGGCAUUGCGUUUCUGCUUUUGACGAUCGACAAAAUAUGGUUCUACUAUGGAUCGGUGUAUCAUUUCCCCUACAUCAUGUGGGCAACCCUGUACAUAGUAGGCGUCUUGAUUGCCAAAUCCAGAAAAACCAAAACAAAUUGAACGGACAAAGUUCAGCAAGGCAAUGCUAAAUAGAUCCGCCUGAGUGGGUGGAUUUUGCUUCUAGACAAAGAACAAACUCAAAUAGAUUCUUUAUACUCAGUGUCGUGUUGUUUUCGAUUUGCAGUUAAAAUUAAAAUAGUAAAUAAAUUAUCAAAACUAAUGAAAUUAUUAGCAGCAGCAUAGCUACGUCUAGCAACGUAACAUACAAACGUGCAAUCAUCGUCAUAGGAAACCGAUUGGUAAAAUUUAUGCAUCAUGAAACACCCACUGAUUUAGUAGCUAAUCAUAGCUAUAAGGCCGAUAAGAUAACAGCGACUGGAAGUAAAAGUCGGAAGGACUGAUUCGUCAAACCGCCUUAUUAUGCUUGUGAUGGAAAAAUGAGCUAAAAGGUGUAAAUUUCGGACUGAGGACUUCUGCAUAAGAAUCGUUUAAGUAGAACUGCGAGUGUAAAAACCUGCUGAAGAAAGAGGCGCUUUUUAUUGCUUAUUUUUUAGCUGACUUUUGGUGUGGAAUGAAGUUUAAGAUUUUUCUAUCUAAGAAACCUCCUUCUUUAACUGGUAUUACACUAACGAUUAUGUAAAAAAAGACGACUCAAUAAUAGUAUGUAAAAUUCCUGCAGCUAUGUUUUCUGCGUAAAUCAAACCAAAUAAAUAAAUUGAAUUAAA
Topomyia yanbarensis is the source of this 2270-nucleotide messenger RNA. It is a transcript of the gene frj, whose product is annotated as lysophospholipid acyltransferase 7. Gene Ontology annotation, biological process: phosphatidylinositol biosynthetic process; lipid modification. The transcript has 4 exons. Lineage: Eukaryota; Metazoa; Arthropoda; Insecta; Diptera; Culicidae. Gene Ontology annotation, molecular function: lysophospholipid acyltransferase activity. Bases 214 to 1605 code for a protein of 463 amino acids. The record is from RefSeq and is a predicted model, not a curated record. Gene Ontology annotation, cellular component: mitochondria-associated endoplasmic reticulum membrane contact site; membrane.